Molecule: messenger RNA, 1011 nt
Organism: Helobdella robusta
Lineage: Eukaryota; Metazoa; Annelida; Clitellata; Rhynchobdellida; Glossiphoniidae
Exons: 9
Coding region: 1-1011 (336 amino acids)
Source: RefSeq, a predicted model, not a curated record
AUGAAAAAAAACAACUGGAGAGGAGGACGUAAAGAUAAGGAGAGGACGAACGGUAGCAGGAGGCAUCAGAUUGGCGGAGCUUAUGGAGAUGGCGAGCUGGCAGGCGGGCAGGAAGCAUUCCAUCCCGUGCUAACAAACAGGAAAAACUUCGCCAACAAAAUCUUCAGAAUGACAAUCGUCAACACCAGCCUCAUUGCUCUUGCAGCAUGCAUCUACUUCAUCGCCGCAAAUGCCAUCAUUAUAAGCAUCGUUAAGUGUGGAAAGCAUGGGAGUCAACAUAAUUAUGAUUAUGAAGAUGAUUAUGAAGAUGAUUAUGAAGAUUAUUAUGAAGAUGAUUAUGAAGAUGAUUAUGAAGAUGAUUACGAAGAUGAACAAAUGAUUGAAUCAACAAUGAAUAAGAACAUCACACAUGGUCUCAACCUAGAUGGCAUCAACGGCGCAGAAUCAGGAAGGCAUUCAACCAAAAAUCAAAAUGCCCGUUGCAAAAAAAGUUACAUUUAUGUUAAAUGCAUAAAAAGCAAGAUACAAAUUGUGAGGACACUUAUCUGCACCCUGCACGAAGGGGCAUGCUGUAAGCCUGCAGUGGAAGACAGCCAACGUGUAUAUGACUUUCUCCAUUUUGUCAGCCCUCUCUACCCCUCACGUUUCUUUCAAUGUUUCCUCCCUCAGACGUCUUCUUACAUCAUCUUUUCAACCUGUCUCCAUAAAAUUAAAUGUGCAAAUGUGCUUGCGUGGACUAUUCAUCACGUGGCUGAGCACGUGACACCGACCUACUCACAAAAAGUGGGAGAACAAAUUGCGUUUGCGGCCGUAUCAACCCCCAUCUGUAACACUUUUUUGGAGCUUUCAUCUUUUUUGAAAAAAAAACAAAUUUAUGUGGCUUCGUCGACGAAAAAAGCAGAAAUGGUGUUAGCAUAUUCAUUAUAUUACAGCAUUAAAUCAAACAGUCAGACGGUCAUGGUCAUUAUAGGGCCGAGACAGCAAUCGUGUUUAUUUACUCCUACGGUGUAG